CAUUUGGAUUUAUGUGAACAUAUGAAAGUUCUUGAAUAUUUUGACGUGCUUGAAGAUUUGGUCAAUGUGUCUGAAGAUUUGGAAGUGCGUGAAGAUCUUGACGUGCUUCCUUUGGACUCCUGA
Molecule: messenger RNA, 123 nt
Organism: Funneliformis geosporum
Lineage: Eukaryota; Fungi; Glomeromycota; Glomeromycetes; Glomerales; Glomeraceae
Source: the annotation of a GenBank genome assembly